Kickxella alabastrina is the source of this 404-nucleotide messenger RNA. RefSeq lists its product as uncharacterized. Lineage: Eukaryota; Fungi; Kickxellomycota; Kickxellomycetes; Kickxellales; Kickxellaceae. Gene Ontology annotation, biological process: proton motive force-driven ATP synthesis. The record is from RefSeq and is a predicted model, not a curated record. Bases 138 to 353 code for a protein of 71 amino acids. The transcript is spliced from 2 exons.
UAGCCAGCCUCAAGGUUGAGAAAGGAGGAAGUGAGUUUUCCUAGACCAAUUCGGUUUUUGGUUUUUCUUCUUCUUUUUUUGAAUUUCGAAUUUACAAGUCUUUUUCUUUUUAAAGUUUUUUAUUUGUUCAAAUCACAAUGGGAGGAUAUUUCAACAUUGCCGGCCGUAAGGUCCCCACUCACUACCUCGUUCUCGGUGUUCUCGCCGGCUACGGACUUGUGUUCAAGGCGGCAGUUCCCAGCACCGAUAAGACCAAGGCACCCCCAAUCAAGGCAUCCAGCGAUGAGGAGAGCAAGUACAUCCAGGAGUUCCUUAAGUCCGUCGAAGCCGAAGAACAAAAUACCAAGCACUAAAUACAAUAAAGUUCAAUAGUAUUUAUGCUUUUUUCACUCUAUAACAAAUUU